UGCGUCUUGAGUAAGAAUUUCCCGCCAGGUGCUACAGGAAAGUAAAGAGCAGCUAAGCUAACUGUUUAACUUCUAUUAUUACUGUAGUUUGCCAGCUCACAUGUUCCAACUAGCUAUUGUUGAAUGUUAAUACUUUUACCGACGCUCGUAUUUAUUUUGUGAGCUGCUGAAAUACAGAAGCCGUGUGCUAACUGUUAAUUUAGCUAACUUUCAAAGGUUAGCGAAGCCUUCAAGCCACAAUAGUGAACAUGAAGUCUGCAGAGGAUCAGGUUGUUGAAGAUGACACCGGCUUCCAGGAUGACGAGGUGUCGUUCUUCCAAGACCUUGACAUCCUACAGAAACACGGGAUUAAUAUGGCAGACAUUAAAAAGCUGAAGUCAGUGGGUAUCUGCACUGUGAAGGGGAUCCAGAUGACGACGCGCAAGGCUCUGUGCAACAUCAAGGGCCUGUCAGAGGCCAAAGUGGAAAAAAUCAAGGAAGCUGCAGGGAAAAUGCUGAGUGUUGGUUUCCAGACGGCCUUUGAGUACAGUGCCAAGAGGAAGCAGGUGUUCCACAUCACGACUGGGAGCCAGGAGUUUGAUAAGCUUCUGGGUGGAGGUGUAGAGAGCAUGGCGCUCACAGAGGCUUUUGGAGAGUUCCGCACAGGGAAAACCCAGCUGUCUCACACACUUUGUGUCACUGCUCAGCUGCCAGGCGAGGAUUCCUACUCAGGCGGGAAAGUCAUCUUCAUCGACACAGAGCACACUUUUCGUCCAGACAGACUGAAAGACAUCGCCGACAGGUUUAGCGUGGACCACGAUGCUGUGCUGGACAACGUGCUUUAUGCUCGAGCCUACACCAGUGAACACCAGAUGGAGUUGUUGGACUUUGUUGCAGCCAAAUUCCACGAGGAGGGAGGAGUGUUUAAACUGUUGAUCAUCGACUCCAUUAUGGCUCUGUUCAGAGUAGAUUUCUCUGGUCGAGGAGAACUGGCUGAGCGGCAGCAGAAAUUAGCGCAGAUGCUCUCCAGGCUGCAGAAGAUAUCUGAAGAGUACAAUGUAGCCGUGUUCAUCACCAACCAAAUGACAGCCGAUCCUGGAGCAGGAAUGACGUUUCAAGCUGAUCCCAAGAAGCCAAUCGGUGGACACAUCCUGGCCCACGCCUCCACCACGCGGAUUAGCUUGAGAAAGGGACGCGGAGAGAUGAGGAUUGCCAAAAUAUUUGACAGUCCUGACAUGCCUGAGAACGAGGCCACGUUCGCCAUCACCGCUGGAGGAGUCACUGAUGCCAAAGAGUGACAGGAGGAGACGCGGGUCUCAGCCCAGUUCCAGUUCCAACCAUUUUAAUGUCAUGUUUUUGUAAUGAAUUUAUUUAUUGAGUUCUAAAACAAACUUUCACUGUAAACAACUUUGCAUGUUAUUUAUUCUAUUAAUAGUGUUUGCGUUUCAGAGGUGUUGACAUAAAGGAACAAAUGAAACCCA
Molecule: messenger RNA, 1460 nt
Organism: Hippoglossus stenolepis (Pacific halibut)
Lineage: Eukaryota; Metazoa; Chordata; Actinopteri; Pleuronectiformes; Pleuronectidae
Gene: dmc1
Product: DNA meiotic recombinase 1
Exons: 14
Coding region: 249-1277 (342 amino acids)
Biological process (GO): reciprocal meiotic recombination; mitotic recombination; DNA strand invasion
Cellular component (GO): nucleus; condensed nuclear chromosome
Molecular function (GO): ATP hydrolysis activity; DNA strand exchange activity; ATP-dependent DNA damage sensor activity
Source: RefSeq, a predicted model, not a curated record